AUGUCUGGAUUGGAGGUUGCUGGUCUUGUUUUUGGAGUUCUACCAAUUCUCAUCGAAGCCGUAAAGGUCUACUCCACAGUCUCGGACGGCUUGCACACGUUCCGCCAUUGGUCGAGGGAGGUCAAGUCCAUAUCAUUACAGCUAAAGGUCCAUAAUGGCAUUUUUCUCAACGAAUGCCGCCUGCUACUGCGGCUAGUUGAAGACGAGAAGGGAGCGGAAGACAUGCUUGAAGACAAGGCGGACCGGCGCUGGACAAGCAAAGAGCUCAACGACAGGCUGAACUCGGUACUCAGCGACAACUUUGAGCUUUGUCGUAUCAUAAUAGAAGAGACGAAGAAUGUUGUUUGUGAUAUGACGGAAGAGAUGAAGAAGUUCGGUACCUUACAAGAGCAGAAACACAAGAAUGAAAAGAUCAAGUCAGCCAUUAAGCGUCUACGUGGAGCUAUUUCCAUAACCUUCGACAAAUCAAAGUUUGAGAAAUGCCUCACCGAUUUACGAGACCGCAACGGCGAUCUCAGCGCUCUUCGGCUGCAAAUUGGCGCCUUCCAACAGCAGAACACGCAUGCAGCAGGCACGCUGGUUAUGCACAAGACGCUCCCGGCUCGAUUUCACUCUAUUCAAAACGCUUCCCAAAAACUUCACGAAGCCUUGUGCAGCGCUUGGUGUUGCGACGACUUGGCGCACCGUGGACACUACGCGAAAUUGUGUCUGGACGCUGAGUUUCAAACCGAAGUCCGUCUUGACCUUGCCAUAUCUUGUCAAGAAACCUCAAAUCACGGCGAUGAAUGCCUACCACAAGAGUCACCGAUCUGGUUGUAUGUACAAUCGAUUAGUAUGGCUACGAACGAACGCAUCGCAAGCGCACCAGAAAUGAUGACAACUCUAAAGAAGUCUAUUCCAGUAGAGCUUCUAGCUUCAUCUUCUACGAAAAUGCUGAAGAAGAAAGCUUCUUCGGAAUUAACGCAACCAACAGUCUGCAAGACGAAGAGGAAGAAGCAGGUUCAUUUUAUCGAUGCAGCCAUCGCUCCAAGCCCAUCUCAAACCACAGCGACGAAAAUCACAGAGCCGAUACUACCAGAGUUCAACCUCUGCCAGACAACCAAUAUUUGCCACUACUUGCAGCGCAACUAUCGAGCCUGUGAAAGCAACUGCGUUGGCUAUCUGGAAACACCAAAAAUGUACAAGCACAUGUUCUUUGCUAGGAAUAACUCACCAAAAGAUAUACAACACGCUACUGUGUACUCGAUCCUCGACAUUAUGGAACAAGAAGCGGACGGCUUUCUUGAAGUCGAAGACCAGCUAAAGCUCGCGCACAAGACAGCGCUAGCAAUACUUCAAUUCAACGACACACCGUGGUUGUCAGAACGAUGGCGCCUGGCCCAGAUGAGCUACUUCGGAAGCAGAGACACCUUCGACGAGACCGCGUUGAAGACCCUACAUCUUAGCUCUCAGAUGUCGUCUCCAAUCCAGCAAAACACAACCGUUAUGGAUGGAGUAGAGCGCCCUGAAACAGGAGUAAGCGACGAAAUCCGUUACGGCAUCAACAAUCUACCGCUUUUCUUUCUCGGCGUUGCUCUGCUUGAGAUUGCGCAUUGGAAGCCACUCGAAGAGAAGAUGAUUGCUAGAGACGCCAGUGAUCAAGUUUAUGCUGCUCGGCGCCUUGCGUCUGGCCGUGCGCCUUUAGGACCAGAGUACCAGAAGAUCGCACAGAAGUGUCUUCAGUGCAAUUUCGGAUUUGGCACAAAUCUCAACAGCAAGGGCUUGCAAGCCGCAGUGUACAACGAUGUCGUGUGCGAGCUUGAGGGUAUGAUUGAGAAGCUAGCAGUGUGA
This is a messenger RNA of Cucurbitaria berberidis CBS 394.84, 1830 nucleotides long. RefSeq lists its product as uncharacterized. Bases 1 to 1830 code for a protein of 609 amino acids. NCBI's taxonomy places the organism in Eukaryota, Fungi, Ascomycota, Dothideomycetes, Pleosporales, Cucurbitariaceae. The transcript is spliced from 3 exons. The record is from RefSeq and is a predicted model, not a curated record.